Molecule: messenger RNA, 3952 nt
Organism: Malurus melanocephalus (red-backed fairy wren)
Lineage: Eukaryota; Metazoa; Chordata; Aves; Passeriformes; Maluridae
Gene: TMC5
Product: transmembrane channel like 5
Exons: 23
Coding region: 421-2943 (840 amino acids)
Cellular component (GO): plasma membrane
Molecular function (GO): mechanosensitive monoatomic ion channel activity
Source: RefSeq, a predicted model, not a curated record
UGGUCUUGGGUGCUGUAAAAUCUUACAAACUCGGAUACUUGGUCAACUCUCAUUAGGUCACAAGCCAAAAUUCCCAGCUUGUUCUGUGACUGGAUCCAGUAGCACAGRCUGCGGUGGAAACAGCACAACUUUACACUUGAAUGUGAACACUUAGGGAGAACUGGAGCAAGCGAAGUCAAUGAGGUUGAGAAAGCUUUUAUGACACUUGGAAAUGUUUCAAUGAAUUUUAUGGAUCRCAGCAAUCCCAGGUGGAAAAACAGGAAGACAGACGUGCUGAGAAGGAGAGAAUGGAUGAUUCUACCAGAGCACAACAGUCACAUGCAGGGAAUGAGGUCUGUAAUCAGUCUUCCCCUUAACUUAUUAAUGGAGCAGUAGAGACAAAAAUAAGAAAGAUUUCAUCCUUCAAACCAAGGAAUUAYCAUGUCUUAUCAUUACAAUGAAGAGUUUGAAAAUCCAGACUACCACUUCUCUGAGACACUGGAAAUGGAUAGGAGGGGGAGUUCUCAAAGGAAUGYGUUCUCUCCCCAAAGCCCCUAUGAUCCUUCCCUGGGCUCCUAUGGAGAGCGCAGAGGGAGAGAGCAGAACCACCCCGUGGCCAUCCCCAUGGACUCCCUGGGACCUGGCUCUGAGAGCAGCCAGCAUUUACCAAGCACGAGUCCAUAUGGAAAUUUCACAGACAAUCUUUCCUUUGAGCCUCAGCCAGAGCUGAUUGACACCCCACAUUCCACCUCCCAUCUGCUGGAUUAUCCUGAUACCCGCAGAAUUUCCCAUGGAUCAGAAGCCUGCUUCAUUCGGAGACGCAGCCGAAGACCACCCGAUGAGACCUUCAUGACUUUCUCCAGCAUGUUUGAAACAGAUCCAGUGUGCAGUGGAGAGAAAGAUUUAGUUGAAGGUCUUGCAAGUAUGUCCACCAACGAAAGGAUUAGAGCAAUCCAGAAGCUGCCAGAAACCAUGACAAAAAAGAGAGACAUCAGAAAUAAAGUUCUUAAUGAAAUAACAAAAAAAGCAACACACCGUGGUGCUCGGCCUUCCUGCUGUACACAGUGUCUGCAGGGAGCAGCAGUGUCGUUCCGGAGACUUGGAAAUACCCUUUCAGAAUAUUUUUACCURCUGUGGAUAUGGCACAAGGCUCUGAAGAUCAUUGGUGCUGAAUUUGGAACAAGUGUUCUUUCUUACUUUGUUUUCUUGAAGUGGCUGCUAAAUUUUAACCUCUUCUCAUUCCUCAUGAACUUUGGUUUCAUCACAAUUCCUCAGUUUCUUGCAGCAGAACCAAAUAAUCUUUCAUUCACGGGCCUGGAGCUGUUCACWGGAGCUGGUUAUUUUCAACAAACAGUGCUCUACUAUGGCUUUUACACCAAUGCUACAAUCAGCAAAAUAGAGAAUGGUCCAUCUUACAACAUGCAACUUGCCUAUAUUUUCACUGUUGGAAUAUAUUUUGUCAUUUGCUUUCUUAUCUUGUUGUUCAGCAUGGCAAAAUCCUUCUGCAGGAACUUCCUUAAUGUUCAGGCAUACUCUGGGAACGCCAGCAAGUUGCUCUGUACUUGGGAUUUCAGUAUAACUAAUGAAAAAGCUGUGAAGCUGAAACAAAAGAAUCUCAGCACACAAAUAAAGGAAGACCUCAUGGAAGUAAACAAAGAAGUUAUAAAYUUUUCUGUGAGGGAGAGAGUUCUUCGCAUUGCUGUUCAUCUUUUUGCUUGGGUUUUUUCCCUGGGAGCAGCAGUUGCUGCCUGUGCUGGUGUUUACUUCCUCUSCAUUAACAACCUCAAGCUGUUCAUGAAAGGGCAGAGAAAUGAUCUCGAGAGCCAAGCUGCCAUGUUGGUGCUACCUGUGAUUGCAUCUCUCCUCAACACACUGAUCCCAUUCUUCUUCUCCUGGCUUGGGCACCUGGAGAGGUUUCAGAGUCCUGGACAGCACAUAUAUGUCACUAUUGUCAGAAAUAUCAUCCUGAAAAUGUCCAUUGUUGGAAUACUGUGCUACUACUGGCUUAACAUUGUCGCUGCCUCAGAGUCACAGUGCUGGGAAACUCUGGUUGGCCAAGAUAUCUAUCGUCUUGUUCUAGUUGACUUCAUAUUUUGUUUGCUUGGCUCUUUCUUUGGAGAGUUUUUACGAAGAAUUAUUGGAACUACAGUCUGUGUGAGCCUGGGGCUGCCAGAAUUUGACAUUGGACGAAAUGUUUUAGAUUUGAUCUAUGCACAAACUUUGACCUGGAUUGGUAUCCUGUUCUCACCUCUGCUGCCUGGUAUCCAGAUGAUAGCAUUUUCUAUARUAUUUUUUGUGAAAAAGGUCAGUCUGAUGAAGAAUUGUCAACCCCCAUGCAAAGUCUGGAGAACUGCUCAAAUGACAACAUCCUUCAUGUUCCUGCUGUUUUGUCCYUCCUUGGUUGGAGUCCUGUCUGUCAUUGGAGUCACUGUCUGGAGGUUAAAACCUUCAGAGGGUUGUGGUCCUUUCAGAGGCUUGUCUUCUAUGUAYGCUGCAGUCUCUGAGUGGAUACAAACACUGGAAAGUUACACUGCCUCUAAAUGGGUGGUGUGGAUCUACCAUAACUUAAUUACAAGUGAACUUUUCUUCUUCAUCCUCUCUGGUAUUGUACUAAUUUUUGCUUAUCUUUACUGGCAAAUAAUACGAGGAAGAAAGACAAUGACCAAACUCUUACGUAAGCAAAUUAUUAAUGCAGGACAAGAUAAGAUGUUUCUACUUAAACAACUGCGGGCCCUGCAAAGAGCAAAGCGAAGCUCAUCUGCACUGGACCAGGGCCAGCAGCUCAGUCUGACUCCUCAGAGAAGCUCCUCUCCAUAUUGCCCAUCCAGGCAAGCUGCCCAGGAAGUGCCAGACUACCCAGGAAAUGCAUUUGACAGAAACCAAAACCAAUCCUACAAUGAGCAUCCCUUUUCUGCUGGGAUCUCGAGCAGCAGUGAUUUUCCACUAGGUAAGCAACAAAGAUGAAACACAGAAAGCUGUUGGAAGUUCAGCUCAGUAAAAAUGUUUGGUGUACAGACACAGCACGUGACAACUGCAUGUCAGAGACACAGCAUUUUAGUAUCUUGUGUAAAGAGAAAAGACUGGGCUUGUGGGGUGAAUAUUUUCUAUAGGUUGUGCCUGUAUUGUUCUGGAGGAGGUGGUGAUUUUUAAAGACUGACCACUCAUUUCUGUAUGCUAGAGAGCAAAAUUCCUGGGUAAAUGAAGGAAUCUUAUGGGAGAUUUGGUCUUAUGGGAGCACCCAAUAGUGAGAAUUUUARCUCACUUUAGAGAUUAGACUUCACAUCUUGGUAUGAAUGUCAGAAGAGGUUACUAACGAUGCAGAGUCCCCAGGACAUCAUCAUGCUCACAAUGAAACUAUCCUGAUUUACACAGUCACACAACUUCAUCCCGAGGAGCUGUGCUCCCUGCGCAGCACGGGGCUGUUUGCUCGUGUGGUGCUGCCCAGCACAGCACUAACGCUGUUCUCUUGUGCCCUGCAGGCUGGGAGCCCUCCCCGCCYGGCCCCGGCCCCUCGCGGGCCCUGCAGCUCGCUCUGCGCGCCCGGCAAUCGGCGCUGAGCCAGGACCCCCAGAACUGGAACUGGAACCGGGCAGCACCGAGGGAAAUCACCGACAGCUGACUGCAGCAAGCGACGCUCUCUUGCACUAAUGACUGGAAGAAUAACCAUUUUUUACCUCUAAAUGGAAGGAAAAUAGAGAACAGGAUUGCAAAAUGCACUGGGACUUCAGUUACUGCGAUAGGGAAUAUGCACCUGUUGGCAUUUGGUGCCAGCCUUCCCCCAGCACUCGCAUCGCCUGGAUGUGAUAAGGCUUCCUCCUCAGCUGACCACGUGGUGCUGACUAAAUGUAAGGAAACCUGUGYCUAAUUGUAAAUAAAAGUUCUGCUUUAAUUUUUUUUAUCAGUUAUAUUGUUUAAAUGGUUUUUAUCUGAUCUAAACCAAACCUGAAGUAUUGGUCAAAUAAACAGAAGGGAA